This is a messenger RNA of Sorex fumeus (smoky shrew), 1009 nucleotides long. RefSeq names its product myosin light chain 3 (gene MYL3). The transcript is spliced from 6 exons. The record is from RefSeq and is a predicted model, not a curated record. NCBI's taxonomy places the organism in Eukaryota, Metazoa, Chordata, Mammalia, Eulipotyphla, Soricidae. The coding region runs from base 75 to 680 and encodes 201 amino acids. Gene Ontology annotation, molecular function: calcium ion binding. Gene Ontology annotation, cellular component: myosin II complex.
CCCACCCUGCAUCAGGCCUUCUCCCUCCUCCAGCCUUGCUCCUCGCCACACCCCUCUCUGUACUCUCAGCGUCCAUGGCCCCCAAAAAACCGGAACCCAAGAAGGAGGAGGCCAAGGCAGCUCCCAAGGCAGCUGCAGCUCCAGCCCCUGCGGCGGCCCCCGAGGCGGGUCUCGAGCCCGAGCUUCCCAAGGAACCCGAGUUUGAUGCCUCCAAGAUCAAGAUUGAAUUUACACCCGAGCAGAUUGAAGAGUUCAAGGAGGCCUUCCUGCUGUUUGACCGCACGCCCAAGGGCGAGAUGAAGAUCACGUUCGGGCAAUGUGGGGACGUCCUGCGGGCACUGGGCCAGAACCCCACGCAGGCCGAGGUGCUCCGCGUGCUGGGGAAGCCCAAACAGGAAGACCUCAACACCAAGAUGAUGGACUUCGACACGUUCCUGCCCAUGCUGCAGCACAUCGCCAAGAACAAGGACACUGGCACCUUCGAGGACUUUGUGGAGGGGCUACGGGUCUUCGACAAGGAGGGCAAUGGCACCGUCAUGGGCGCCGAGCUCCGCCAUGUGCUGGCCACCCUGGGUGAGCGGUUGACGGAAGACGAGGUGGAGAAACUCAUGGCUGGACAGGAGGACUCCAACGGCUGCAUCAACUAUGAAGCGUUCGUGAAGCACAUCAUGGCCAGCUAAGGUGCUCCCUCUCAAACUGCGGCCACCUCUGCCACCCUUGUCCUGCUCCCCUGCCCCGUGCCUGCUGCACCCAGCCCUGCCGCCACCGCCCUCUGCACCAGCCGAGCUCCCAGUCGUCCCCUGUUGCCCCUGGAGCCUGUGUCCUCAGGGAGAGGGCUGUGCUGGGGACAGACUACCUCCCACGUGUGAGACUGACACCAGUGGCCAGGGCAAGAGGGGAGCCCCUCUGGACUUCUCUGCUGGCUGCCAUGCUCCCCUAGGACUGCACUGCCUGUGGCUGUACCCCUCCUCCUCACCGCUUCAGCAAUAAACGGCUCCUUCCUUCCUUC